Haemorhous mexicanus (house finch) is the source of this 1120-nucleotide messenger RNA. It is a transcript of the gene UXT, whose product is annotated as ubiquitously expressed prefoldin like chaperone. The record is from RefSeq and is a predicted model, not a curated record. Gene Ontology annotation, molecular function: transcription corepressor activity. Lineage: Eukaryota; Metazoa; Chordata; Aves; Passeriformes; Fringillidae. Gene Ontology annotation, biological process: negative regulation of transcription by RNA polymerase II. Bases 426 to 866 code for a protein of 146 amino acids. The transcript is spliced from 6 exons.
AGCUGGGGACACCUGGGACACACCCGGGACACACGUGGAGGUCGCCUGGGCACACCUGGGGAUAGAUGGGCACAGAGCUGGAACGCACCUGGGACACCUGGGACACACGUGGGGACACCUGAGGGACACCUGGGAAACAGCUGGGCACACCUGGGGGCACACCUGGGACACCUGGGGAUAGCCGGGGACACACCUGAGCCAGGUGCGGGCCGGGGGGCGGGGCUUAGGCCGCGUUGUUCCGGCCUCUCUCGGCGAGCGGGAAAGUUUUAUCGCCGAUAGAGCGGCGCGCAUGUCGCGACAUGCGAACGCGAUAGAGGCGGGGAGGGAAAGGGAAGGACGGAGCUUGGACCGCCCGCCCGCCAGGGGGCGCCCGCCGGGCGGCAGCGCGGUGAUGACGCACUUCCGGCGAUGACGUCAGAGGCAGCAUGGCGGCGGCGGAGAAGGCGCAGCGCUACGAGGCGUUCGUCAGCGACGUCCUGCAGCGCGACCUGAGGCGGGUGCAGGAGCAGCGCGACGCCGUCUUCGAGCAGCAGGCGCAGGUGCUGCAGCUCCGCUCCGCCCUCACCCGCCUGCAGGAUGCCGCCGCCCCCCUGCGCACCCAGGUGGAUCUCGGCUGCAAUUUCUUCGUCAGCGCUGAAGUCCCGGACCCCCGGCGCGUUUUCGUGGCUCUGGGUUUCGGGUUCUUCGCGGAGCUGACGCUGCCCGAGGCCCUCCGGCACCUGGAGCGCCGCAGCUCCCUCCUGCAGAGGCUCAGCGAUUCCCUGACGCGCGACGGGGCCAAGAUCCGCGCCCACAUCCGGCUGGUGCUGGAGGGCCUGCGGGAGCUGCAGGGGCUGCAGGAGCCCCCGGUGACCUCUGACCCCUGACGGACGCUGCGCUGGCCCCGCCCCUCACCUGGGAGUAAAGCUGGAGUAACGCAGAGAUUUACACCUGGACGUGGCCUGUGUGUAAAGCCAGAGUAAAGUGGAUUUUUUACACAUUGGAGUAAGCUGUGUGCAAACCUGGAGUAAAGCAGAGUUUCUGCACCUGGGAGUAACCUGGGUGUAAACCUGGAGUAAGGUGGAGCUUGUACUGCUCAGAGUAAACCUGAAUAAAGUGGAUUUUAUACACCUUGGAGAAA